This is a messenger RNA of Emericellopsis atlantica, 1482 nucleotides long. RefSeq lists its product as uncharacterized. Gene Ontology annotation, molecular function: threonine-tRNA ligase activity; ATP binding. Gene Ontology annotation, biological process: threonyl-tRNA aminoacylation. The coding region runs from base 1 to 1482 and encodes 493 amino acids. Lineage: Eukaryota; Fungi; Ascomycota; Sordariomycetes; Hypocreales; Bionectriaceae. The transcript has a single exon. The record is from RefSeq and is a predicted model, not a curated record. Gene Ontology annotation, cellular component: cytoplasm.
AUGAUGCGCCCCCGAAUAGCCCGCGUGUCGCCUGGUACGUUCGCACCAAGGCGAGGCAGGUGCUUGCUCUGCGUUCGCCAACAGCGCCGGUUCGCGUCGACCCAAAAACCAUCCACGCCAGCGACUGGACCUCCCGACCAUCGCAAGCUCGGCGUCCAGCAGGGCCUCUUCACCACAUCACCAUACAGCCCUGGCUCGCCGAUAUUUCUGCCCGGCGGGGCCCGAAUAUUCAACCGUCUUGUCGAUUUUCUCCGCAAGCAGUAUGUGCGAUAUGGGUUCCAAGAGGUGAUCACACCCACCAUCUACAAAAAGGCGCUCUGGGCCAAAAGUGGCCAUCUGGAGAACUAUGGGGAUGACAUGUACUCUGUGACUGGAUACACGAAAAAGCACGAAACCUGCUCACAUGGGCAAGAGGGCGAAGACGACGGUGAAUACGGGCUGAAGCCGAUGAACUGCCCUGGCCACUGCAUCAUCUUUGCUAGCCAGCAUCACUCAUACCGCGACCUGCCAGUUCGCUACGCUGAUUUCAGCCCUUUGCAUAGGAACGAGAACUCCGGGUCAUUAAGUGGUCUGACGAGAGUGAGGAGGUUUCACCAGGACGAUGGGCACAUCUUCUGCCGGCCGAUACAAGUGGAAGAGGAGAUACGGAAAACGCUGGACUUUGUCAAGGUCGUGUACACAGCGCUCCGGCUGGGUGUGGAGUACAGACUUGCGCUCUCGACGAGACCCAAGGACCACUUUAUCGGUGCCGUGGAGGAGUGGGAUCGCGCCGAGGAUGCGCUGCGCCGUGCACUGAACAAGUCAGGCAUGCCGUGGUCGGUCAACGAGGGCGACGGUGCCUUUUACGGCCCCAAGAUUGACAUUGUGCUCAAAGACUCUGAUGGCAAGGAGCACCAGACGGCGACGGUGCAACUGGACUUCCAGCUGCCCAAGCGCUUCGAGUUGGAAUACCAAGCGCCUGCACCAGAGCACGAGGCCCGCGGCGAAGUCACAGACCACGUGGAGAAGUUGGCAGUGUAUGGCCCUGUGCGACCCGUCAUGGUGCACCGCGCCGUGCUGGGCUCUGUGGAGCGACUGAUGGCAAUCUUGAUUGAGAGCUACAAUGGCAAGUGGCCGUUCUGGCUCAACCCGAAGCAGGCCAUCAUUCUGACGGUCACCACCUCGCCGGCGGUCCUGGAAUGGGCGCGCCAGGCCAAGGAUGUCCUCGUUGGUAAUGACGGGGCGACCUACCAGGCCCUCGAGGCGGGCAAGCUACCAUCUGAACAACACCCACUGCGGCCCACAGGACUGGCUGUCGACGUAGAUGAUACGGCGCGCCCACUCGGGACAAAGAUUCGCGAAGCUAAAUCGGCAGGCUAUGGUCUUGUGCUUGUUGUGGGCGAGAAAGACGUCCAAGAUAAGAUCGUCAGCCUAGGCAAGGAGCGCCUCAGCGCCGAGGCACUGCGAGAUCGCAUGAUCAACAUGGUAGAGACAUUCCAAUAG